Messenger RNA from Urocitellus parryii (Arctic ground squirrel), 5720 nucleotides. RefSeq names its product insulin like growth factor binding protein 5 (gene Igfbp5). Gene Ontology annotation, cellular component: extracellular region. Gene Ontology annotation, biological process: regulation of insulin-like growth factor receptor signaling pathway. The record is from RefSeq and is a predicted model, not a curated record. Lineage: Eukaryota; Metazoa; Chordata; Mammalia; Rodentia; Sciuridae. Gene Ontology annotation, molecular function: fibronectin binding; insulin-like growth factor II binding; insulin-like growth factor I binding.
UGCCAGGGGGGAAAAGAGCUAGGAAAGAGCUGCAAAGCCGAGUGGGCUUUUUCCUUUUUUUUUUUUUUUCUUUUUCUUUUCUUCUUUUUCCUCCCCUCCUUUUAUUGCCCCCUCCAUUUCCACCCUUCUCCCGACUUCACGCACAACCUGCGAAUUUCGAAGAGGUGGUGGCAGAGUGGGAGAAAAAGAGGUGUUAGAGUUUGGGUUUGGUGUGGGGGGGCUUUUUUCCCCCUUGAUUUCAGCCUUUUCUCCCACCCUUUCGGCUGCCGCCAACGUCUUUUACCUGUUCGUUGGCAGCCGCACGCCCCUGGGUUAGAAAGGAGUGGGGUGUGUUUUAGAUUUUAAGCAAAAUUUUAGAAGACAAAUCCAUUUUUCUCCCCCCCCCCCGCCCCAUCCACCCUCUUCUUCACAGCCUCCGAGCUCAUUAUUUCGGUGGUUGCUUUAGGGUGAGCAAUUGUGUGACUUUUCCCUCUUGCAAUUCUGACCGGGUCCUUCUGGGGGGGUUCUCUAGCCUCCGUGCACUCUGCGUGCACCUGGCGCGACUCCUUUUCCCCCCUACCUGUUGCAAGUCUUUAAUCUUUGCAACUGGGACUUGCUCGCAGGCACCUCGAUCCUCCUUCUCUCCCCACAUUUUGCAAGUGUCUGGGGGAGGGCAUCUGCUCUACCUGCCAAAGAUUUAAAAAAAAAAAAAAUCUCCGGACGCCCUCUUGGCACCUUUCUCUUCUCCCCGCACUCUCGCUCUCCUGCCCCGCCCCGAAGGGAGACUCUGAGAAGAUGGUGCUCACCACGGUCCUCCUGCUGCUGGCCGCCUAUGCGGGGCCGACCCAGGGCCUGGGCUCCUUCGUGCACUGUGAGCCCUGCGACGAGAAAUCUCUCUCCAUGUGCCCCCCCAGCCCCCUGGGCUGUGAGCUGGUCAAGGAACCAGGCUGCGGCUGCUGCAUGACUUGCGCCCUGGCGGAGGGGCAGUCGUGCGGCGUCUACACUGAGCGCUGCGCCCAAGGGUUGCGCUGCCUCCCCCGGCAAGACGAGGAGAAGCCGCUGCACGCCCUGCUGCACGGCCGCGGGGUUUGCCUCAACGAAAAGAGCUACCGCGAGCAAGCCAAGAUCGAGAGAGACUCUCGUGAGCAUGAGGAGCCCACCACCUCCGAGAUGGCCGAGGAGACCUACUCCCCCAAGAUCUUCCGACCCAAACACACCCGCAUCUCCGAGCUGAAGGCCGAGGCAGUGAAGAAGGACCGCAGGAAGAAGCUGACCCAGUCCAAGUUCGUCGGGGGAGCCGAGAACACCGCCCACCCCCGGGUCAUGGCUGCCCCUGAGAUGAGGCAGGAAUCGGAGCAGGGCCCCUGCCGCAGACACAUGGAGGCCUCCCUGCAGGAGCUGAAAGCCAGCCCACGCAUGGUGCCCCGGGCCGUGUACCUGCCCAACUGUGACCGCAAAGGGUUCUACAAGAGGAAGCAGUGCAAGCCUUCCCGUGGCCGCAAACGCGGCAUCUGCUGGUGCGUGGACAAGUACGGGAUGAAGCUGCCGGGCAUGGAGUACGUGGACGGCGACUUCCAGUGCCACGCCUUCGACAGCAGCAACAUCGAGUGAUGCGUCCCUUCCCCGUCCAUCCUUCCCUGGUCCCCUCCCACCCCCAGCCCUGACUCCGGCCAGCGCCUCCCUCCACCCCAGGACGCCACUCAUUUCAUCUCAUUUAAGGGAAAAAAAAUAUAUAUAUAUAUAUAUACUUUUUUUUGAGGAAACUGAGGACCUCGGAAUCUCUAGCAAGGGCUCAACGUUGGAAACGGCAACCACAGAGAUGGAAAAAGAUAAGGAGAUCCCCCCACCCCGAAAAUGGUUUUCUUUUUGAGGCAAGUUGAAUGGACAGAAAAGGAAUGAGAGGAAGAACAAGACAGAAAGAAGGGAAGGGAGUGUUUGCGUAGAGGAGCUGGAAGACAGAGGGUUAGGAAAAGGAAGAGAGARCAAGCUGGGCAGGAAGGAGGGACCAGGAACCAGGGCUUCAUGCAGCUCUGACCUGGGCUCCGAGAAGUUGGAGUGCUAGGUGUGGCCUGAGACAUGACAUCAGUGACAUCAGUGACCCCCUUGGAGUUUGGAUUGGUCAGUGCCUCUCAGGUCUGUCUCCUCCUCUCUUCUCACCCCCCGGGGGAGCCUAGUCUCUCCCCCUAGACUCAGAAGAUGAAGAUGCCUUCCAUGACCCUGAAAACAAGGCAAAAUCGUAACCAAGUGAUAUUCGAUAGGUUUCCCUAAGGCGAUUCAUAAAUAGGAAUUCUGUGUGCACAUUUCACUCCUUGUGCAGAUUUUUAAAAAUCAACACACACCCCCACGUGGGAAAGAAUYGUUCUUCCGGGGUGACUCAAGAUGAGCCGAAACAUGGGUCUCCGCCCCUUGUUUUUGUUGUUGUUUUUCAAUUAGCAACUAGCGCAGCAGCCUCUGUGGAGGAGGACAGGCUGGGGACAAAGUGGGCUUGUAUUUAUCUACAAGGCUCCGUAUAGUCAUAUAUAGGCAUAUAAAUCUUUUUUUUUUUUUUUUCGUAUUUCUUUCUUCCUCUCUUUCAAGGGUUUGCAUUAUCUCUUCAAAGUAGUUCCUAUGGGGCACUGAGGAGCUUCCUCAUUCUGGGAAAACCAGGAAAAUCCAUAUUCUCCUAAUACCACCCAUAACACUAGCUUUGCCUGCCUCUGGUCAKUGGUUUCCCAUGAGCCACUAGCUCAGCUCUUCAUGGGGCACCGUACUGGAGGUCUGAAUGAUUUCCUGCAUGUAUUCACGGGGACCCACCAGCCAGGUGCUGCCAGCACCCAAUGGUGCACACACUCUGCUGCCCAGCCCACCUCGUCGCAGCGUACAAACCUUCAGGUGUGGUCUCUGGACACCACACCAAACGAGCCCAGCUCAGGUCCAAGUUUGACCUGCUGGUCCUGCCCAGCCUUUUCCCUGGCACCUGGGCAGAACUGCAUUUUGAAAGCCUCCCUCCGUCUGCCUGCUGGCACAGCCAGAGAGAGACCGACGUGAGAGAGGGCAAGAGGGAGAAGUUGGAGUGAGGUUUCGGUAGAGGAAGACAGGAGCUGGAGUGGAGAGACAGGGCCAAGCAACAGAGCAGGGAGGCCAGCAGAACUUCCCUUGGCUUCCCCACCUUACAAGCCUUCUGGAAUUCAAGAGGAAGAAGGGAGGAAAAUGGGGGAAGAGGCUAUGAGAUAGAAAUGAGCCCAAGCCAGGCCAAAGAGCCAGGGAAGGUGACUAAUGUUAGGUGGGUUUUAGACCCCAGAAGCUGGGUGGGAACAAGGAUYAGUAGACUGGCCACRCAAUGCAAGGGACAAGACGAUGUGCUCAGGUGUCCCACCUUCAGCCCACCAGGAGGGACUGUCAGAGAGUCUUUCAAGACCUUUGUCCAUCCCGGCCAGUCAGUGUGUCCUCUCUGGAAUGGAGGACAGGAAGAAGACCUGGGACAAUCUGGGAAUUGAUGCUGUCAUCUCUCAGCCAAAUUCUGAUCCAAGAAAAUCCCAUUCUCCACUGACUUCCUCAACAAAGGGGUAGCCUUGUGACUGGCCUCUAAACCUAAAGGUCACCUGCCAGGAAAAGGGGCUUGGACACUGGUAAAGGAGACCCUUUUUUGCUGUGGACACAGCUCUCUGCCCUCUUUCCUGAAGGCACGGCACGCCAAACGUGGGACAACAAAGAGGGACUGAGAAGAAGCCAAUAUGUUCCAGCUGAUGGCAGACCCAUUGCUAUGGAGCUUGGGGAGUGUCCCCCACUCCCCAGACAGGACAGUUGGCUGGGGAUGAGAAAGGUGGUCGGUCUUCACAAGACAAAGGGCCCGAUGGGGAUGGCAGCCGUGAGGACUUAUUGGACCUUCCCGGACAGCGCACCCCCAUCUCUCUGCACAACUGUCCCCAAACCCCCAAAUCACACUUCUCUGUAUCUUAGGCCAGUAUCCUAAAGCUUUUCCAUGUCCCUUCUGCCAUUCUUUGGAUCUUCAAUCGUCAUCUAGCUGGGAUCUGCCAAGGAGAUCCUGGGGUGCCAUCUCCUCUAAGAAAAGACUGAGCCAGGAACUGCGUMCCCCGCCCCAUGCCUGCACCUGAUUCCUGAGAGAGCCUCUGUCUUUACCCCACUGUUUGCUGGACCUGGAUCGGGCUUCUGCCACUUACUUGUGAGAGUUCAUUGCUGUCAGCUACAGCAAAAGUGCUGGGGGCGAUGGCCGAGUUUAACACCAGUGCCGGUCACCUCAGGUCUCCUAAGUUCCCACCUGCUGAGCCAAACUGCAAGCUUCCUGGUCUGCAGGGGUGCAUCUGGGCAGCUGGGCUCUCCCGAAAGGAAGCUGGACUUGCAUGGACAGAUGGAACUAAAUCUCCCAAAUGGGAUGUGUGRCCAAGCCCAGGUGAAGCCCAGAAAUGAAGUCACUGAGGGCAGAGGAACCAUCUAUCCCUUACCAAUGGAGUGGGAAGGCAGGUUUGCCAUGGUGGGAAGUCCUGAGCCCCAGCSGGCCUUUGGCCACUCUUAGUUCCCCUCGAGGCCUUAGUCUCGGGGUUAUCUGUGGCCCAGGUCUAAGUUUUGCCUGCCCCCAGCCCACUCCCACAAGCCUGUCCCCUGGCCCUUUGACUCAUGCUUCACUCCAGUAGUGGAGAAGAUACCUCUGUCUUCCCCCACGAUCGCCAGGUAACUGAGGGGUGCCUGGCCAAGACUGAUUCUCCUCCCCCAGCCCGCCCUGACUCACCCCGCCAAGUAGGGCACCUGGGGAGGAAGGGAUCAAUGUUUCUCAGACAGCCAGGCCGAGGCAGACAGGCCUGGGGACACCAGCCCCACACUGGGAGGAAGGGAGGCCCAGGAGGCCCUGUGUGGCCCCUCCUCUUCUCCUCACCCCCUCUUCCCAUCACCCCCUCUUGUCUCCAUGGUAACCCUGCAGUUUAACCUCCUCUGGGGGAGGUGAACCUCAGCCACCCUUCUCCCACCACCAGUUCCUUAGCAGAGACGGGGCUGCCAUGGCAACUGCCUGGCCCCUGGGGCAGGGCAGCCCCCCAUCUCCAUCCAUCCACUCAGACCCCUAAAGGGCUCCAGUUCAGAAUGGGGACUUGAGAGAGGAGUGGCCCCAGAAGAAGAGACCCUCUGGUCUCCGAGGAACCUUUGGCCUUCVGAGAAAACGAGGCCAAGUUUUGAAACAAGGGGAGAAGGGAACAGGGUUUGACCAACCGCAACCUGGGUGUCGUACUGUCUUUAUUUUUAAAAACCACUAAAGUGCAAGAAMUAUUUUGCACUCUUUCUCCACCUUUUUCUCCCCUCUCUCUUAGGUUUUAUUUCUUUUUUUAAACAUCCUUUCUUGGGUUUCGAAUGGAGUUUAUAGUUCYGCCAUUUCACAGACUCUGGCCUCCACUCCUCAGAUCUUUCCAGAUGGGGAAGGGAAGGCKGGAGGGACAGAGGAGAAGGGGGUCCCCAGCCACCCUGUGCUCGUUCACCCCACUUCUCUGGUCCCUGGUCACCCGCCUCAGCCCCAUCUCCACCAUCACCACCGUCACACAGUAGCCCACAYGGAUAGCACAGUUGUCAGACAAGAUUCCUUCAGAUUCCGAGUUGCCUACCGGUUGUUUUGGUUUUUUUUUUUUUUAGGACAGCAAUAAACCACAGCAUAUUACUGUAGUUCUUUAUAGUGUUACAUACCAUAGACAUACCAUAGCUCUGUUCUCUCUCAUUUGUUUUCAACUUUUUUAAGAAAGAAAGAAAUAAAUGCUCAUAAU